Alosa sapidissima (American shad) is the source of this 5731-nucleotide messenger RNA. RefSeq names its product protein SOGA1. The record is from RefSeq and is a predicted model, not a curated record. Gene Ontology annotation, biological process: regulation of autophagy. Lineage: Eukaryota; Metazoa; Chordata; Actinopteri; Clupeiformes; Clupeidae. The transcript is spliced from 11 exons. Bases 353 to 4858 code for a protein of 1501 amino acids.
UUUGUCACACAUACACCCACAAACAGUUGGGCGAAACGAGACCUUGGACACGCAAAACAGUCCAACAGUGACAUCACAAGUCCUGACCAGCCGACCUCGUAGCCUACACUGCGAUGGACAACAGCUCUAAAUCUCCAUCAGGUUUAUAGAGUUAGGCUAUCACAGACGAAUGUGACAUCAAUUUGGAUAGCCUUUUAUUCCAAUGUUUGCAAAGCCUUGAGUGGCUUAUUGUAAAGGAUUUAUACAAAGACAACACUUCUACGGUCCUAAACUUGGGUUAAUGACGAAGACGAGGCAAGACGCAAAUUCUUCGCCGUGCGCGCGACCGAACAAGCGCAGAAGUGGACAAGCGAUGGGCGAUGGAGAAGGAGACUCCUGCGCGCAACCAGAUCAAGUGCACGGGCGGCUGGUUGGAGAGCAGCACGCGGCACUUCACGGUUUCGGGCAACCCCAAACAAACGAGGAGUCGCAGCCAGCAGAACUUCAAGAUGCACAGCCAAGCAAGCCUGUCACCAAGACCAGGGUAGGAACUGCAACCCUCCGGCGCACCCCGAGUGGAGGCAAAGAUAUGAAACCGGAGAAGGGAAAAGUGUCCGGGAAAGUCAAGCAAACGAGCAGUGGCAGCCAAAAGAGUCGGAAUAAAUCGUCGGGCCGGAGAAAAUUGUCUGACGCUAGCAACACCUCUGACGAUCUGAGCAAAGACUCCGGAUGCGCCACUGGAAAGCUUUCAUCCGCAAACAGCAGCUCGGAGAUGUCGGACUGCACCUCCGAGGAAAAUAAACUUUCCACAGACAGCGACAUCGAGUCUAAUAGCCGGGAUGGGUUUACUGAUGGAGACAGGACUGGCCUGGGGGACAGUGUCUCGGACAUCAGAAGUGAAGACACAAACAUCAUCAGUUCAUCAGGGGCCAAUAACACUUUGGCACCUGGCAGUGGAAUUGGCGAGGGUAGCAUCUCUCCUGCAGACGAGCGGUCCUUCGCCUCACUUGACAGUCGACUGAAUUUUAGCUCCUCGGUGGCAUUUUCUGACCUGACAGGAGAGUUUGUUGAUGGAAUGCAUGAUGAACUCCUCCGAGAGAUCGAAGAUUUAAGAUCAGAAAACGAAUAUUUAAAAGAUGAGAUGGAGGAGCUGCGCUCAGAGAUGCUGGAGAUGCGUGACCUGUUCCUGGAGGAGGAUGUGUACCAGCUGCAGGACCUGCGGCAGCAGCUGGACCAGGCCAACAAGACCUGCCGCAUCCUGCAGUACCGGCUGCGCAAGGCCGAGCGACGCAGCCUGCGUGUGGCCCAAACUGGACAGGUGGAUGGGGAGCUCAUCCGAGCACUGGAGCAUGAUGUCAGGGUGGCGAAGAGUGUGUCCCUGCGCUUGCACGGCGAGCUGGAGUCUGUGCAGAAGAAGAAGGCGCAGCUGGAGUGGGAGAACGAGGAGCUGCGUGAACGCAUGCAGGACCUGGAGGUAGCCAAUCAGGUCCUGCACACCGAGAUGGACAAGACCCGAGAGAACUCUCUGAGGAGGAGGAGCUUGAGGUCAACAUCCGGCAAGGCUGAAAAGAAGCUUUCCCCACAGGAUGACAGUGCUGAUAUAAAGUGCCAGCUGCAUUUUGCCAAAGAGGAGUCCGCGCUCAUGUGCAAGAAGCUGACCAAGAUGGUCACCGAGAACGAGACCAUGCGGGAGGAGCUGGCCAAGUACCGGCUGCUUUACGGCGACGUCGACAGCACCCAGGUGUCCGACAGCAUGGCCAACUCGCCUCUGGCCCGCGAGGCCGAGGUCAAAGUUCACCUGCGGCUGGUGGAGGAGGAGGCGACCCUGCUGAGCCGGAGGAUUGUGGAGCUGGAGGUGGAGAACCGCGGACUACGGGCGGAGAUGAGCGAAAUGAGGGAGAGGAGAGGAGGAGGAGGAGGAACAAGAGGAGGAGGGGGGGAGGAGGAAGAGGAGUCAAUGGAGGGGGCACGAGAGAGUCUCGCUGUGCCAGUCUGUGUGGACGGAGCUGAGGUGGUUGAAACGCAGUCUCCUGCCAGUGUGAAGGACACAUUGGUCACUACACAAAUACAAACGGAAGAAAGAGGGCACUGCCCUGAAGAGCAGGAGAAGGUCAAGAGGAAUGGCGCUGACCUUUUGACCUCUUACACAGACUUCGGCCGGAAAGACCUGAAGACUCUUCUAGCCCUUCGUGAUCAGGCUCUGCUGGUCAGUUCUGCCAUUGACCUGCUGAGAGCUGCUCCGACCAAAAACGGCAUUUCGCCAUGCUCCAACCAGAAAACCCCACCGUUGUCCCCUUACCUGGCCAAGCCGGAAGCUGACCACCACUCGCCCAACGCUCUCCCUCUCCCUCACCCUCGGCCCCGGGACCUACCCAUCCUAAGCCCCCUCUCCGGCGAGUUGGACCUAUUACAGUUUCAGCUGCAAGCUCUCCUCGAGCGUAUGAAGAGUUUAGUAGACACAGCAGACAGCAGGAAGACCCACAGCUGGGGACCCGGCUCAUGUGACCUGGCACCUCCUCCUCCUCCCGAGGAGCCCACGGAGGAGCAGAAGGAGGCCCUGGUGCUGAAGGUGGACCUGUCCCCCGGGUGCCCAUGUGACCAGGAGACCCUGGUGCUCCUCACCUUGCAGCUACGCUGGUUCCUGCAGCAGUGGCGACAGGGGGAAGAAGCCAAGAACCUCUUUGAGGUGGGCUGCCAGAAGACACUGCGUCUCCUGAUGGAGGGCGAGGAGGUGUCCGACUCGGAGGAUCCCAGUAAGAUGAGCCCCACAGCCUCAAAGAUCUUCCCCAAACUGGUGGACAGUGCUGAGGACAUGGUUCUGGUGGACCUCAAGGCGGCCAUGCUGGACCUGAGCUCUGAGCUGCAGGAGGAGCGGCGGUCAGGGCUCGAGAUGGCCCAGCAGUUCGCCUGCGCCAAAGCAGCCUGGGCCGUGGAGAGGAGCGAGCUCAGGAGCCUCGUCAGCAGGCUGGAGGGCUCCGCCAGCAAGGCCUCGAUGAAGAACCUACCAGACCUGAAGGUGGCGCUGCAGCGGGACCACGUAGAGAAGCUGCAGCACCUGCUGGCUGACUCGUACGCAGCGGUGAUGGAGCUGACGCGGCAAACAAAGGUGCGCGAGCGCAACUGGAGCUGCGAGAAGCAGGAGCUGCUGGAGUACCUGCACCAGCUGCAGUUGGAGCAGCAGAGCAGCGACGCCAGCAGCCAGGCCAAGACGGCCGAGUCUUCUGGUGGCAAGAUGGCUGAGAAUGGAAGACCCUAUGGGACAGAGAGGAUUAAACACAAGCGAGCACAGCCUGAUGUCUCUGAUAAAAACUGGGUCUACCUCAGCCAGGAGGCGGCGUUGCUGGACCAGCCUGACGCCUAUAAGACCUGGGACUUCCCAGUCAUGCCGUCCAGGUUCCCCGGGCUGGACCUCCAGCAGGAGUCGGCCCAGAGGAGCCACACGGCCCCGGAGAAGACCUCACUGCGGAUCUACUACAGCCCGCCGUCCGCCCGCAGGGUCCACCUCUCCAAGCUGACCUGGGACAAAGAGGACGCGUACGUGGAGGGGAAGACAAGGGAGAAGCAGAGUGGAGCCUUCCUGCCCAGAGCGGUGAGGUGCAGAGGAGGAGAUGAGGGCAAUGGGGCUUUGAGCUACCAGGGCGGGCUGCCGCUGGAGUUCCAUGACUUGCUGGAGUGCGGUGGUAGUGGUGGCGGUGGUGGUGGUGGCGCCAGUAGUCCCACGGGGGGCGCUAGCAGGCUGCCCUGUGGCUUCCAGCCUCCCGCUGGCGUCCCGUCCGCCUCGUUCCUACCCUUCGGGCCCCUGCAGGCGUCGGCCAACCUGAGCGACGACAUGAAGGAGAUGACGGCCGUCGUGCGUGGGGCGAGCCGGGGCAACUCCCUGGAGAGGGGGCGGGGUCUGAUGAAGGACGCCUGGAGCCAGACUCAGGCUCAGAGCCGACCGCUGCCGCAUGCCCACACGGUCAGUACGGGCAUGCAGACGGACGGGAUCCGUGGUCUCUCGGCCGGGAAGUACUGGUCCCCCCGUGGCACCACGGCCUCGCUGGUGUCCCCGCGUGCCCAGCAGAUGUCCUCGUCCCUGGAGCGUGUCGGUGGGCGGGCGGAGAAGCCUCCCUCGUGCUCCACCUCGCCAAAGCUCUACCGCCGCCACUCGGCAUCGUCACCGUUCUCCUCAUCUUCAUCCCCCUCUUCCUCACCUUCCUCGUCAUUCCCCUCGUCCUCGCUCUCCUCUUCCUCGUCCCUCACCAACCCGUCCCGGCUAGAGGCUCCUAAGGAGCGCGGGCUAUGGGGUCUGUCCCAGAGGGGGUCCGUAGGUUCCGCCUGGGCCCGUUCCACCACCAGCAGAACCGGUUCUGUAACUGCGGCAAGCGCAGACAAAUCGGCCGGCCGCAAGCCUGUGGGGAUCCACCGCUACGGCCUGGUCCAGGAGUUCCUGCGCAACGUGUGUGGUCGGGGGGACAAGCUUCCAACCGGGGCAGCUGAGAAGGCCGGAGCACCCACGGUGCGGAGGGACAGUAUCGGCCCGGCGGGGCAGAAGAAGGCUGAGCGGCCGGCCUCACGGGUUCCGCUGGUCAGGAGCGACAGUGUGACAAAGAUUGUGAACCGGAGGUUCAUGAAGCAGGGGCAGAAAGAUGAGACGGGCCAGACUCAGACUCAGACCCAGGGCCAGAACCAGGCCAGCAAAAUGCCCGUCAACAAAGACAAGAACCCUGGCACUGCCACGCUAGAGCGGGAUGGCUCCUGUGACUGCAGCUCUCGUUCUCUGACUUCCUGCUUCGCUCGGCCCUCCCGCUCCAACCUCCACCACACCCACGCCCACUGCAGGCUCCGCCCACACGACUGCCCCACAGCAGCUGCAGUGAAGAGCGGCGCUGCCCCUUAGCAACGAGGCCGUGGUCAUUCUUCUCCCCCCCUGGUGUGUUAACCCUCAACACCAACCCCUUCACCCUGCAACCACACACACACACACUCACACACACACACACACAUACACAGCUGACAGCAUUCCCACAGGUCCUGAGAAACCCAAGCCAGGCCAAUCUUUAAGGAUGGGUGGAAAGACACUGAACAGAUGAAUCGUGUCGAGUUCUGCUGUACAGGGCCUAUGCAAUUCGAUUACCUACAACAGCUGGAUUUGGCCGGGGGGUUGUUGAAUAAUGAUCACACACACAUGUGUUUGUUUGUGAGGACUUUGGACCAUACAAGGACAAAUCACUUUUAUUGGGUAGGCUCCAGUCAGAUAUACACAUGCAUAUAUAUUAAAUAUCAUGUUAUGAAUGUUUUAUGUACAUAUUAAUCAUCAUAGUCAUUUUUUUUCCUUUAAUGAUAAUUAGCCAUCAUGUCUAUUAUAUGUUAUUAUAUACUGCAGAGGUGACAGUGACGAUAUGAAUCAAAUAAGGCACAAUUGUGGCAUGUGCUGUGCUUAGUUGCAUUGUAACACAUUAUUUCAGUAGAUGCCUUAAUGUAAAAACCCUUUACAUCAACAUAUACAUGAAACAGAUAGAAGGACAGAGGAAAAGUGGCAGACCAGUUGUUUUUUUCUGUAUGAAUAUUUUUUUUUAUGUUAGGUUUUAGGUUUAAUACUGUAUUUAUAAGUAAAUAUGCAGUCAGGUACUAUACCCCAUCCUAAAGGAGAUCGUCAGCAUCGUCACCUGAUAUAUCUGAUGCACUGUGUCCAAUCAGAUUACUGUAGUCAUUGCUGUAAGCACACUUUAUUAAGUUGACUUGGGAGUAGAGUGUAUGUUGACAUGUGUAA